Psilocybe cubensis is the source of this 1605-nucleotide messenger RNA. RefSeq lists its product as uncharacterized. The transcript is spliced from 9 exons. Gene Ontology annotation, biological process: glycerol-3-phosphate biosynthetic process; glycerol metabolic process; triglyceride metabolic process. The coding region runs from base 1 to 1605 and encodes 534 amino acids. Gene Ontology annotation, cellular component: mitochondrion. The record is from RefSeq and is a predicted model, not a curated record. Gene Ontology annotation, molecular function: glycerol kinase activity. NCBI's taxonomy places the organism in Eukaryota, Fungi, Basidiomycota, Agaricomycetes, Agaricales, Agrocybaceae.
AUGGCUGCAUUGAAGACAGGUCAAUUCAUUGGUGCUCUUGACUGCGGCACAACUUCAGUCAGGUUCAUUGUAUUUGACCAACAUGCCGAGAUCAUUGCUCAACAUCAGCUCGAAUUUCCCCAGUACUACCCACACCCCGGAUGGCACGAGCACGACCCUGUAGAGAUUCAACAGCAUGCAGAUCAAUGUAUUGAAGGCGCCAUCUCCGAGCUGGAGAAGGCUGGUUGGUCGAAGGACAGCGUGAAGGCGAUCGGUAUCACCAAUCAACGCGAGACUACCGUUUCUUGGAGCCGUAAGACCGGAAAGCCCUUGUGCAGAGCUAUUGUUUGGACAGAUUCCCGCACGAAGAAUACCGUUGCACACUAUGAAGCCAAGCUCCAGUCUACUGGCAUACAAGUUUCCCCCGGUGUAUGGAAGAAGGGUGCUGAAGGCAUUGAAGCUUUGCGGAGCAUCACCGGUCUUCCUCUUUCAACCUACUUCUCUGGCAUCAAAUUGCGAUGGAUGAUUGACAACUACCCUGAAGUACAAAAGGCUCAUGAAGCAGAUGACCUCCUCUUCGGCACGGUUGAGUCCUGGGUCGCAUAUAACCUCUUGGGUGGUGUCGAGAAGAAUAUUCAUAUUGGCGAGGUCACGAACGCGUCGCGUACUCUGCUUUUGAACAUGUCAACGCUCCAAUGGGAAGAUUCUCUUUUGGAAUUCUUUGGAUUCCGCAAGUCUAUCUUGCCCAAGCUUGUGUCGACCUCUGAGAUCUAUGGCGAUAUUGCAUACGGCCCGCUGAAGGGUGUUCCCAUUGGUGGUCUUGUUGGGGAUCAACAAGCGGCUUUGAUUGGAAACAAAUGCUUGAAACAGGGAGAGGCUAAGUGUACCUAUGGAACCGGCGCCUUUUUGCUCUUUUGCACAGGGGGAGAGAUUGUCAAAAGUGAUCAUGGGUUGCUCAGCACAGUUGCAUACCAAGCAGGACCCGACGCAAAGCCAGUCUAUGCCCUGGAGGGAAGUAUUGCCGUCGCUGGGAGCGCAAUCAAAUGGCUAAGGGACACUAUGAAAAUUAUAAACUCUGCUGGUGAAAUUAACACGCUCGCUGCCAAAGAGUCAGAUUCUGGCGGCCUUUAUUUUGUCACUGCGUUCUCUGGUCUCCUCGCACCUUACUGGGAUCCUGGCGCGGCUGGCACUCUCAUCGGCAUUUCGCAAUAUACAAAUCCAUCUCAUAUAGCGCGCGCUACCCUCGAGGCUAAUGCAUUCCAGACACGCGCAGUAAUUGAGAGCAUGAAGCUCGACUCUGGUAGCGAUCUCAAGCACCUGAAGGUUGAUGGAGGCAUGACCAACGGUGACCUUGCCAUGGAAAUCCUUGCUGAUCUCGGUGGAUUCGAGGUCGUUCGACCUGAAAUGAGAGAAUCUACGGCUCUGGGUGCUGCCCUUUGCGCGGGAGCUGCUAUAAAAGCAUUUGGCUGGGAUUUGUCCAACCCUGAAACACUUGCUCAAGUCAACACCAAAGGCACCCGUGUGUUUACUCCCGCAGCUGAGACGGAAGAGAGGGAAAGCAAAUGGAAAUUUUGGCAAAAAGCUGUCGAAAGAUCCAGGGGUUGGGACGAAGGGAUCGAUGCUUAA